GAAGAGUGAUUUUGUUAUAUGGUGUGUGACCCCGGGUGGUUUUAAAACUCUUUCUUUGUCAGGUGGGGAAACAGACCAGAGUGGCCGCAGAAGCUCAUGGAGUGGGGUGGGGGUGUGAGGUGGCUUGAGCUGCGCUUCAGAACUUGUCUUCAGCCUCAGUGCCCGCCCCUUCCCUAUUGCCUUGUAAUCUUCUGAUGCCUGCAUCUCCUCCCCUUCAGUCUGUGGUAUGUUCCUGCUAUGGGACUGUCGCAGGAAAGGAUGUAUUGGGAUCUUUGAAUAAAAGAGAGACAUCGAAGGGAGGCUCUGAAAUAGGAUCCCAGCCUGAGAAGUCCAGGGAGGAGGAUGGACUUUUUGCAAGUUUAAGCACAGAAUCAAGGGAGAUGUGUGCUUAUAUUACAGCGCACACAGAAGGGCCAGAAUGAAGGAAGGACUUCCCAGCAUUGAAGGUGCCCACGGCCUGCGAGAGGAGCCCGAGUUCGUGACCGCGAGGGCUGGCGAGUCCGUGGUCCUGCGAUGCGACGUGGUCCACCCGGUGACGGGGCAGCCCCCGCCCUAUGUCGUGGAGUGGUUCAAGUUUGGGGUGCCCAUCCCCAUCUUCAUCAAGUUCGGCUACUACCCACCUCACGUGGACCCUGAAUAUGCAGGCCGUGCGAGCCUCCACGACAAGGCGUCCCUGCGGCUGGAGCAGGUGCGUGCCGAGGACCAGGGCUGGUACGAGUGCAAGGUGCUCCUGCUCGACCAGCAGUACGACACCUUCCACAACGGCAGCUGGGUGCAUCUCACCAUCCACGCUCCUCCCACCUUUACAGAAACACCCCCCCAGUACAUUGAGGCCAAGGAGGGCGGUAGCGUCACCAUGACCUGCACGGCUUUUGGGAAUCCCAAGCCCAUUGUCACCUGGCUGAAGGAGGGGACACUCCUAGGUGCUAGCAACAAGUACCAGGUGAGUGAGGGCAGCCUGACGGUGACGUCAGUCAGUCGGGAGGACAGAGGCGCCUACACCUGCCGCGCAUACAGCAUCCAGGGGGAGGCGGUGCACACCACCCACCUGCUCGUCCAAGGGCCUCCCUUCAUCGUCUCCCCUCCUGAGAACAUCACUGUCAACAUCUCCCAGGACGCGCUGCUCACCUGCCGGGCAGAGGCCUACCCCGGCAACCUCACCUACACCUGGUACUGGCAGGAUGAGAACGUCUACUUCCAGAACGACCUGAAGCUGCGGGUGCGGAUCCUCAUCGACGGGACCCUGAUCAUCUUCCGGGUGAAGCCGGAGGACGCGGGGAAGUACACCUGCGUGCCCAGCAACAGCCUGGGGCGCUCGCCCUCGGCCUCGGCGUACCUCACCGUUCAGUACCCAGCCCGAGUCCUCAACAUGCCCCCUGUGAUCUAUGUGCCCGUGGGGAUUCACGGCUACAUCCGCUGCCCCGUGGAUGCAGAGCCGCCGGCCACCGUGGUCAAGUGGAACAAGGACGGCCGCCCUCUGCAGGUUGAGAAGAACCUGGGCUGGACUCUGAUGGAGGACGGCUCCAUCCGGAUCGAGGAGGCCACAGAGGAGGCUCUUGGCACUUACACCUGUGUGCCUUACAACACCCUGGGGACCAUGGGCCAGUCUGCCCCCGCGAGGCUUGUCCUGAAGGACCCUCCGUACUUCACGGUGCUACCGGGCUGGGAGUACAGGCAGGAGGCCGGCAGGGAGCUGCUCAUCCCCUGUGCCGCGGCUGGGGACCCCUUCCCCGUCAUCACCUGGAGAAAGGUAGGGAAGCCCAGCAGAAGCAAGCACAACGCCCUGCCCAGCGGGAGCCUGCAGUUCCGCGCCCUGAGCAAGGAGGACCACGGGGAGUGGGAGUGCGUCGCCACCAACGUGGUCACCAGCAUCACUGCCAGCACCCACCUGACCGUCAUCGGCACCAGCCCCCAUGCCCCGGGCAGUGUCCGGGUCCAGGUCUCCAUGACAACUGCCAAUGUGUCCUGGGAGCCAGGCUACGACGGAGGAUUUGAGCAGACAUUCUCUGUUUGGAUGAAGCGGGCACAGUUUGGGCCCCAUGACUGGCUGUCCCUGCCCGUGCCUCCAGGACCCAGCUGGCUGCUGGUGGAAGCCCUGGAGCCCGAGACAGCGUACCAGUUCAGUGUCCUGGCCCAGAACAAACUGGGCACCAGCGCCUUCAGUGAGGUGGUCACUGUGAACACUUUAGCAUUCCCUGUCACAACUCCAGAACCCCUGGUGCUGGUUACCCCACCGAGGUGCCUCACAGCCAACCGGACCCAGCAGGGCGUGCUCCUGUCCUGGCUCCCACCUGCCAACCACAGCUUCCCCAUCGACCGCUACGUCCUGGAGUUCCGCGUCGGAGAGCGCUGGGAGACGCUGGACGACGGCAUUCCCGGCACCGAGGGGGACUUCUUUGCCAGGGACCUGUCACAGGAUACGUGGUACGAGUUCCGGGUCCUGGCCGUCAUGCAGGAUCUGAUCAGCGAGCCCAGCAACAUUGCCGGCGUCUCCAGCACAGACAUCUUCCCGCAGCCGGACCUGACUGACGAGGGGCUGGCUCGACCAGUACUGGCUGGCAUUGUGGCCACCAUCUGCUUCCUGGCUGCAGCCAUCCUGUUCAGCACCCUGGCCGCCUGCUUCGUCAACAAGCAGCGCAAGCGGAAGCUCAAGCGCAAGAAAGACCCUCCACUCUCCAUCACACACUGCAGGAAGAGCCUGGAGUCUCCCCUGUCCUCUGGCAAGGUCAGCCCUGAGAGCAUCCGCACGCUCCGUGCCCCAUCCGAGUCCUCCGAUGACCAGGGCCAGCCGGCGGCCAAGAGGAUGCUGAGCCCCUCGCGCGAGAAGGAGCUGUCCUUGUACAAGAAGACCAAGAGGGCCAUCAGCAGCAAGAAGUACAGUGUGGCCAAGGCGGAGGCCGAGGCAGAGGCCACCACGCCCAUCGAGCUCAUCAGCAGGGGCCCGGACGGCCGCUUCGUGAUGGACCCCUCUGAGGUGGAGCCCUCCGCCAAGGCUCGGCGCAUCGAGGGCUUCCCCUUCGCUGAGGAGACCGACAUGUACCCCGAGUUCCGCCAGUCAGAUGAGGAGAACGAGGACCCGCUGGUGCCUGCGUCUGUGACCGCCCUCAAGUCCCAGCUGACCCCUCUGUCGUCCAGCCAGGAGUCCUACCUGCCACCACCAGCAUACAGCCCUCGGUUCCAGCCCCGUGGCCUGGAGGGCCCUGGCGGCCUGGAGAGCCGGCUGCAGGCCACCGGUCAAGCCCGACCGCCAGCCCCCCGGCCCUUCCAGCACGGCCAGUAUUAUGGGUACCUCAGCAGCAGCAGCCCGGGGGAGGUGGAGCCGCCUCCCUUCUACAUGCCGGAGGUGGGCAGCCCCCUGAGCUCCGUCAUGUCCUCACCGCCCCUGCACGCCGAGGGGCCUUUCGGCCACCCCACCAUCCCCGAGGAGAACGGAGAGAACGCUUCCAACAGCACACUGCCCUUGACUCAGACGCCCACGGGUGGGCGCUCCCCGGAGCCCUGGGGCCGGCCGGAGUUCCCCUUCGGGGGUCUGGAGACCCCGGCCAUGAUGUUCCCCCACCAGCUGCACCCUUGUGAAGUGGCCGAGAGCCUGCAGCCUGCGGCCGGCCUCCCACGAGGACUGCCGCCCGCCUCCCUGCAGGUGCCCGCGGCCUACCCAGGCAUCCUGUCUUUGGAGGCGCCCAAGGGCUGGGCCGGCAAAUCGCCGGGCAGAGGCCCCGCCCCAGUGCCCCCCACCGCCAAGUGGCAGGACAGGCCUGUGCAGCCUCUCGUGAGCCAAGGGCAGCUGAGACACACCAGCCAAGGCAUGGGCAUACCCGUGCUGCCUUACCCCGAGCCGGCCGAGCCGGGGGCGCACGGCGGCCCCAGCGCGCUGGGCCUGGACACCCGGUGGUACGAACCCCAGCCCCGGCCCCGGCCCAGCCCCCGGCAGGCCAGGCGCACUGAGCCCAGUUUACAUCAAGUGGUGCUACAGCCCUCCCGGCUCUCGCCUCUGACCCAAAGCCCCAUCGGCUCCCGCACCGGCUCUCCUGAGCUGGCCGCGCGGGCCCGGCCCCGCCCCGGCCUUCUGCAGCAGGCCGAGAUGUCAGAGAUCACGCUGCAGCCGCCGGCCGCCGUCAGCUUCUCACGAAAGUCCACGCCGUCCACGGGCUCCCCAUCCCAGAGCAGCCGCAGUGGCAGCCCCAGCUUCCGGCCCACCGUGGGCUUCACCACUCUGGCCACAGCCUACCCCUCCCCUCCGCCAGGCCCCACGGGGCCUGCGGACAGCUUGGAUGUGUUUGGACAGACGCCUUCCCCUCGAAGGUUGGGGGAGGAGCUGCUCAGACCGGAGGCGCCUCCUCCGCCCUUACCGAGUUCAGGGACACAUCUGCCUGCACCCGGGAAUGCUGCUGCACCUGAGAGGCUGGAGGCUCUGAAAUACCAACGGAUAAAGAAGCCCAAAAAGUCAUCCAAGGGCUCCUCGAAGUCAAAGAAACGAUCCGAUGGUUCUGCCUCCCAGGCUCAGCACCUUCCAAACUCUCAGGUCCUGUGGCCCGACGAAGCUGUCUGCCUCCGGAGGAAGAAGAGACAUUCCCGGCCCGACCCCUUCGCCCGUCUGUCGGACUUGUGCCACCGUCAGCUCCCGGAAGACCAGAAGGCAAUACUCAGUAGCGUGGAGCACGAUGACCCCGGCCACGCCACUCUGCUGUGAUGUUGCCACUUAAGUGGCCCCUGAGCGAGGCUGCUGGUUGAGGGGCAAGGGUGGGCAUGAGGCAAUGGGUGUGCGGGGCUUCGUCCUCCCCUGCCGGGGGAGCGGUGGCCCAGCUGUUGGCCUCCAGGGCUGUUCAGACCCUGGCUCCGCUUGUUCUUCCUCUGGUCUGAGUGGGCAUCUCUUCCACCUCCCAGCCUGCUGGCCUCGUGUCUGGAAGAGAGGGCAGAGGGCACACCGGCCGCCAUGGCUGUGGGUGGAGUUUGGGAAGUGAACUGGGGACAGGGAGAGACCUGCCUCCUCCCCCCCUCUCCCCACUUCACUAGAUGGAUUUCCCCACUUCCUCAGCUAUCAGUGGAGUGAAAGCGAAGCAGUGGCUUGCAUCAUGCUCUGCUUCUGUCGAGUUUCUCGAGUCCUGAAAGAGGGCUGUACUCCGCCGUCUUCCAGACUCCACAUAUAUAUAGCUAUAGAUGCAAGUGUGUAUGUGUGUAGUUUGUGGGUUUCUCUAUGUAUAUAUAUGUACGUGGGAGCAAAUGCUGCUCACUCCUGUGGUCAGUGGAGGAAGGAGGGAGGGGGCAGCUGGCGUGUGGGCUGGGCAAGGAGGACUGGGGGGAGCUGGCGGGGGCUCUGGUGUCCGUCUCGGGAAUGAGUCCCCCUGAAAUGGGGUUCACGCCUUCUCAGCUGGGUCCCCCAUUUGUCUCAACCUUGUCGCAUCCAGGGCAGAGUGAGGGCUUGCCACGGUGACUGCUGCCCACUCCGGGGGCUCAGCAGUCCAUUACCAUGGAACUAAACACUGCCUCCAUUUCUCGGUCCCGGGCGGAGAAGGGUGGCUGGUGGGCGGCCAGGCGGGCGUCUCUCUUGCUUUCAUGGUCUGGCUUGGAAGUGAAGCUGCUUAACAAGCGGGGCUGGGGGUGGCCCUGUGCCCAGACUGGAGCUCCUCAUUAGCCCCUGGGGUCCAGCCGGGCCCGGAGCCCUGUGGCCAGGGGCCUCCUGCUCCAGAGCCAUCUGUGCCGAGCACCCAGCGCUGCGGCUCUAUUUAUAUCCUGUGCCCUGCGGAGCGCUGUUCCAAAGCUCUGAUUGGAUUCCUCCUCUCCUUUUGUGGGAGCUAAUUCCCCAGAUUGAUUAAUUGCCACGUGUGGGGAGCCCUCCCACACUCCUCUCCAUGCUCCCCAUGUGCCCCCCUGCAGACCUGAACUCCCACAGGAUGGGGUCAGAUAAAGCUGGGGGCCUGGAUACUGGGUUCUGGGGGUGCUCUGGGCACCCCCACCUUCCUCCAGGGCUGUUUGUAUAGAACUGGCUGAGGGCUGGGGUUGAAGGUGAAAGGGAUGGGAGGUGGGAGCCGGGCUCCAUCCUUUCUCUGUUGAGCUCUCUUCCUAAGUCAGACUCUUAGCACCCAGAAGCCUCUGCGAGGUGGUCUGACGGCGACAGGAGAGGCCUCUGUCUCUCGUGCGUGCGCAGUGUAUGCUGCCCUCGGCGGGCAGAAGGCCUGUGUGUGGCUGGGGUGUGUCUGGCCUCUUUCUCCUCCUCUUGCGCCAGAGUCUGCCCUUCUGGCUACCCGAGAAUCAUGGUGGCGAUCAGGUUCCUGCAAGUACCUCCUUCUUGGUGCUGCUGUCUUGGUGGGUUUGGGGACAGCCCCUGUCCCCAGUUACCUGCCUGGGUAUUGGCCCCGUCGCAGCACUGGACACUUCUCUGGCUCUCAGUCUGGGGACCUUGGCAAGCUAACCUGAGUGUGGGAGCAUCAUCCCCCUGGGAGCAUCCAUCCUAGGGGUGAAUCCUCAGCCCAGUGCUUCCUUCUCACGCCCGCUGAGUGGGGACCCAUUCCACCCUUGGGGCUCUGCCUCACACAUCACACAACUACAGUUUCUCUCCAAACAUGACCAUCGUGGAGAAAGAAGUGGCAGGAGCAGUGUUCAUGGCUGUGCCUCGUCCACUGCCCACCACUGACCUGGUGGAACCUGCCCCUUCUGGCCAAUGUACUUCGCUGGGCACCAUGUCCAAGCCCCACCCGGGCGGCGGCUCCAGCGAAGCAGCGACUCUGCUUCCUCCCCGAGGCAGCACUACCUCUGCCGCUGUGCCCGACGGGGGGCUCACGGGCACCUCUACUGGGCCCAGGGGUCGGUUGUGGCCUUUGUCUGUACUCUCAUGGUGGCUGUUUCUUGAGUGGAGCAGGUCCUGGAGGACUGUGUGUGCACCGUCAGGGCUGUGUGUCUUCAGGGUGAACUAGGCCGCCCUCUCUGAGCCCUGUGCUGGGGCUGUAGGCCCUGAGGUUACAACAGGAGAGGAGACAGAGGGGAUGGCAUUCAGGGCCCUGCCAUGCGCCGUCGCCAGCGGUAACAACGGUGCUGACUCCUGCCUGCCUGCCUUCCCCCGGCCAGGCUUGGUACCUCAGCACAGAAGACCAAGUGGUUGGAGCUCUGCUUUUUGCCGGCCGCUGGGUGUCAGCUGUGCUGGGCGUCCCCAGGACUGGGGAGGGGCACCAGGCCGACCUAUCUCUCAAUAGCUUUGGACUCAUUACUCCUCCCAAGAGGGCUUCCUUCUUGUGACAGUGGACGUGGACGUGGGCAUUCCUGCACCCCGGGGAGCUGGUUCAGCACUUCCUGUAAGGACUAUGAUGGAAAUCGGCAGAAUACAGUCUGCUCUGUCCAUGAGGUGGAGACAGGACUGUUAGAGGCGCACGCUUCAGUGCUGGAUGUGUGCAGGUGUGAAUGUACGUGCAUGGGGGUGCAGCCAUUUCUAAGGACCAGGUGCCCUUUGCGCUCUGCCCGUGACCAAGUGCAGUGACAACUCUGAAGCUUCUUCCAACUUUCAGGCCCCAGUCCAUGGGAGAUCAGGUGUCCUCCAGACUGCCCCUCGGCCCAUCUGGUAACCUUGCCUAGAAUUAGCCUGCCCUUCCUCCUGCAUCGUGCCUGGAGGCUGCACUGUUUCAGGCUAGGUGACUUGGAGACCAGGGAAAGGCCGAAGUGCUGCCCGAGGGAGCCUGAGGCUGCAGCUGUUUGGUGGAAAGCAAGCAAUAAGGAGAAGGUAGGGCCUUGUCUUGAUUUGCUGGUGGUGUCAGUGGGGUUGAGUAUGGACACAGCCCAGCACUCAGUGGUGAUCUCUGUCUGCAAGCCCUCAGCCUGUCUCUCUCAACUUUUCCCAGACGUGGGUCUGAAAGGGCGACGAUGGGCGGGCAGGGUCUGCCCCCACUUUGAGGAGGCCCAUGACCCAUGAUCCUGUGCGUGGGGGCGUCUCAAGUAGGGUGGACUGGAGUCACCAUUAAUAUUUUUCAAUGCUGUCUUUUUUUGAUUUGGUAUCUAAAAUAUUUGGGGUUAAACUGAUUUCAGCUGUUUUCCUGUGCCCUUUUCAUACAGAGGAAAUCUGGUAGGAUCAGAUGUGAAAUUUCCUGACUAGGCUUUUUUUUUUUUUUAAGGUUGACAAAAUAGCUUCAGGGAGGAGGCAGACUUCAGAGAGCAGCAGGGCGACCUUGUCACUCUCCAGGAUUAGAAUUCAGAGCCCAAGUGGGCAUAGCUGGAGCUGUUAAUUCCAGUUUUGUUAGAAAAAGCCUUUUAGGGGAUUGGGGGUGGGCUGGGGAAGAACUGUACAUAAAGUACAUUUUAUUACCAUAGGGAGAAACAUAGGGAAGGAAAAGCUAGUGGCUAAUCUGGGGCUUGCUUUGCUUGCAUGUAAUGGAGCUUUGGGGGGCAGGGAUUGUUGGGGAGCAGCAGGGAGGCAGAGGUAGGUAGGGGCCUGGGGGGCCCCUCAAGGAAGUGGGCAUCCUUGAUCAGCUCUUUCUUCUCCAAAUUAAGGGAGGCUGGAGCUUGGAGCCCCCCGGGGCUGCACUGCUGCUCUGAGAAGAGUUGCUUUCAGCAACUGGGAGUUUGGUUGGGGUGUCCACCACCAUACCACUGACCAGCAGUGAGUCCACCUUGGUCCCGUACUUUACUUCUGGGGCUCUCAUCAAUGCUUCCAUGAGCAAAUGGACUAUUUUGCAUGUUGGUUUCCUGAGAGGGUAGAAGUGUUUUCAUGACCCAUUCUAAGCUGGAAGAAUAAAUAGGUUGAGUCUGAUCCUUAGACAGUCCCAUACCCCGGGGUGUCUGUGUAGGACGAGGAAGAGUGAGGCGGAUGUGCAGACAGCCCUGCUGGCGCCCGUCCCUUCCAGAUGAGCGGCGCAUCUGGGCUGCUGAAUCCUCGGUAGACAGCAGCCGUUAAUGACAUCACUGGGCCAGUCUUCCUUGGUGGGUCUGAAGGAGCCUGAGGAAACAGUGUUUGCUCUGGAUUGCUGGUGGGGAGAGCUGGGCCGGGUGGUAGGGAGAAGUGCUGCAAGUUCUCCGCCCCUGGCCCUGGUCCGUUGCCGUCUGUCUGUCCCAGCCCCCUUGAUGGUGACACAAACAGCUGCUGGGCCUCUUGAAUCUUGAAGAAAUGUGUUCCACCAGUCCCACCAGUCUCUCCCUGGCACUGGAUUCCCUGGCUUUAUUUUAGGACCAGGCCAUGCUCUCCCUUCUGCCCCAGAUACACACCAGUUACCUCGUUUCCUUCCCACCCCACUUCUUCAUGGCUCCAGGGAUCCUGACCUUGUGCGUGGUUUGCGACGGGGAGGUGGCUGGGUAGGGAAGGGAAUCUGAGAGGGGAGAAGGGUUGGGCUCGUGGCGGGUGGUUUCCAUUUUCCACCUUAGAAGCCCUGUGAGCGUGCUUCUGACGGUGUGUGGGGUUUCCACCCGUGUAGAGGGAGGGGGCCGAUGCCGACUCCUCGUGUUGGUGAUGAGGGCUGAGAGACUUUUUGCCCGCUCUUGGCUUACAGCAUCUAAGAGAUCUUGUUUCUGGCAUGGGGACAGAUGUCCUUAUAGCCAUCUUGCAGUUCUCUGAAGGGAAACUGUCCAUCACUCUCAUUGGAAAUUUCUAUUACCUGCUGAGAACCUGAAGGGUCUGUCAUGAGCGGACAGUGUCCUGGCUGGGGCAGAGAGGUGGGGCUGUCUCACCUGGCCCUCUGCAGUCACCAGACUAGCCUCCAGCCCCAGGCGGCUAUCUUGUCCAUGUUCCUUUCCUGGGCUCAGGAAGUAAGAGUGUAUGUGUGUGUGUGUGUGUGUGUGUGUGUGUGUGGCGUGUUCUGUAUGUAUGGUGCCUAUGUGUAUGGUAUGUGGUGUGUAUGUGUGAGGGUGGUGUGUGUGGUGUGUUUGUGGUGUGGGGUGUGUGUGUGGGGGGGUAUGCAUUUGAGUGUGCUGUGUGUGUGUACAGGAUUUGUAGGGACACACUAAUUUGCCUGAGUAGCGUCAGGCUUAGCAGGCCCUCUUUUUCGUUGACUCUUUUCUUUGCGAGGCAACUCCUCAUUUGGUAGGAGGGUGAAAUUAGUAAUAUGCCAUCUUUAGUGUAUUUUUUAUGGAGAUUGUAUAUAAAAUUAUAUAAAUAUAUAUGAUUUGUUCUAUUUUAAGGAGA
Messenger RNA from Cervus elaphus (red deer), 10096 nucleotides. It is a transcript of the gene IGSF9B, whose product is annotated as immunoglobulin superfamily member 9B. Bases 419 to 4690 code for a protein of 1423 amino acids. Gene Ontology annotation, biological process: cell-cell adhesion. Lineage: Eukaryota; Metazoa; Chordata; Mammalia; Artiodactyla; Cervidae. Gene Ontology annotation, molecular function: protein binding. The transcript has 20 exons. The record is from RefSeq and is a predicted model, not a curated record.